Messenger RNA from Cynoglossus semilaevis (tongue sole), 417 nucleotides. It is a transcript of the gene sst1.1, whose product is annotated as somatostatin 1, tandem duplicate 1. The record is from RefSeq and is a predicted model, not a curated record. The transcript has 3 exons. The coding region runs from base 73 to 417 and encodes 114 amino acids. Lineage: Eukaryota; Metazoa; Chordata; Actinopteri; Pleuronectiformes; Cynoglossidae.
GGACAGAGACAGAAGAUCCUGAGAUCCACAGACAGACAGACAGACAGACAGACAGACAGACAGGUGAGAAAGAUGAUCUGCUCUUCACGCCUCCGCUGCCUCCUCCUCCUCCUGAUCUCCCUCACCGCCUUCAUCAGCUACUCCUCCGCGGCACAGAGAGACUCCAAACUCCGGCUGCUGCUGCACCGGGCCCCGCUGCUGAGCUCCAAACAGGAUCUGACCCGCUCCUCGUUGGCCGAGCUGCUGCUGUCUGACCUCCUGCAGGUGGAGAACGAGGCUCUGGAAGAGGAGAACUUCCCCCUGGCUGAAGGAGAACCUGAAGACGUCCACAUGGACCUGGAACGAGCCGCUGCUGCAGGCAGUGGAUAUGGUGAGCUAUCAUUGAACAUCAUCAGCAUAAAGACGGAUCUGGUUUAG